Molecule: messenger RNA, 1509 nt
Organism: Penicillium riverlandense
Lineage: Eukaryota; Fungi; Ascomycota; Eurotiomycetes; Eurotiales; Aspergillaceae
Product: putative GABA permease
Exons: 7
Coding region: 1-1509 (502 amino acids)
Biological process (GO): transmembrane transport
Cellular component (GO): membrane
Molecular function (GO): transmembrane transporter activity
Source: RefSeq, a predicted model, not a curated record
AUGCUCUGGAACAAAGAUCCUUCAACAGUCGCCAUGACUCUGGCCGACGAAGCCCCCUCCAGAGGCCAUGUCGCCCCCAAAUGGCGCGGCACUCAGGCCGACCAGGCCGAUAUGAGCGCUCUGGGGAGAGACCAGGUCUUGCGGCGUAACUUCCGAUACAUCUCCAUCGUGGGAUUUGGCUGCACGCUGAUCGCCACGUGGGAGGUUGUUUUGACCCUGCUGGCGCAAGGUCUGACCGACGGAGGAACUGCCGGUCUGAUCUGGGGGUUCCUCAUCGUCGCUGCUGGGUUCCUUUUGGUGUUCCUGAGUCUGGCCGAGAUGGCAUCCAUUACCAUUGGGUAUCGGAGCUGGCUGUGUGCCAUGGGCUGGCAAUGCGCUAUCGUGUCAAUCGCCUUUUUGGCUGGAACCAUUAUCCAAGGCCUGAUCGUGCUGAACAACCCGAACUACGACUUCCAGCGGUGGCACGGCACCCUGCUGGUGAUCGCCAUCACCUUGUUUUCAAUCAUAUUCAACACCUUCCUGGCCAAGCGGCUGCCCUUCGUAGAGGUCCUGAUUCUGAUCCUGCAUGUGUGCGGCUUGUUCGCCAUCAUAAUUCCGCUGUGGGUGCUUGCCCCUCGCCGCAGUGCGACGCAGGUAUUUACCGAAUUUAAUAACGGCGGGGCCUGGAACAGCGCCGGGACUGCCACGCUUGUUGGAUUCUCGACCACCAUCACGGCGCUGAUUGGAUAUGAUUGCGCGGUGCACAUGUCGGAGGAGAUCAAAGAUGCGUCUGAGACCCUGCCAAAGGCGAUGAUCACCUCUGUCUGCGUCAACGCCGCCUCCGGUUUCUUGAUGCUGGUGACUGUCUGCUUCACGCUAGGCGACAUUGACGACAUCCUAAAAACUCGAACAGGGUACCCGUUCAUACAGGUGUUCUACAACGCGACGGAGAGUCUACCGGGAACAAACACCAUGACCGCCAUUCUGGUGUUGACGCUGACAGCGAGCACAAUCACCGAAGUAGCAACGGCAUCGCGCCAGUUGUGGUCUUUCGCGCGCGAUCGGGGCCUUCCAUUCUCCGACUUCUUCGGAUAUGUAAACCCCGGCUGGAACAUCCCAUUAAACGCCGUGAUGGUCUCACUGGCAGUGACAGUCCUCUUGUCGCUCAUCAACAUCGGCUCCACGACCGCGCUUCUCGCCAUCGUGACCCUGACAAUCGGCGCAAUGAUGUCCUCGUACAUCAUUACGAUCGCCUGUGUGCUCCUCAAGCGUAUCAGAGGGGAACCUCUCCCGCCACACAGAUGGACGCUCGGCCGUUACGGCAUGGCAAUCAACAUCGGGGCGCUAUGCUUCCUGUUCCCGGUGUUCGUGUUUGCCUUCUUCCCACUCACCUCGACUGUGGAACCAGACAGCAUGAACUGGUGCGCAGUGAUGUACGGGGCAAUUCUGAUCAUUGCGGUGGUGUAUUAUGUGUUGCGGGGACGGCACCAUUACAUUCCGCCCGUGGCGCUGGUGAAGCGAGAGAUGUAA